Molecule: messenger RNA, 3969 nt
Organism: Metarhizium album ARSEF 1941
Lineage: Eukaryota; Fungi; Ascomycota; Sordariomycetes; Hypocreales; Clavicipitaceae
Product: histidine kinase 1
Exons: 4
Coding region: 1-3969 (1322 amino acids)
Biological process (GO): phosphorelay signal transduction system; phosphorylation; cellular hyperosmotic response
Cellular component (GO): membrane
Molecular function (GO): phosphorelay sensor kinase activity
Source: RefSeq, a predicted model, not a curated record
AUGGUCGACGACUCCAUGUUGGUGGCGGUAGCCAAGGCCGUGUCCUCUCUCGCCGCCGACCCCAAGCCGUCCUCCCCCUCUAUAUCUACCAGUAUUGGGUCCCGAAUCACCCUUCCUGGCCCUGAGACGGCUGCCAAACGAGCUCUGGAGAUUGAGCUUCAGAAACUCUCUCUGCGAGUGGGACAGCUCGAAAACAGAGCAAGUGCAUCGGCCACGGCUGUAUUUCCCGAAACGCCAAAUGAAGUCAACGACUCCCUCUUUGGCGAUGACACUGGCUCAUCGCCCGCGGGCCACCGAGGGGCAAUUUCGAGCAAGUCGAAAUUGGCCCACGCGCAUCAAGGUAGCUUGGAUUGUCCGAAACUUUUACCUCGCCAGCUGACCAAGGAAGCCCUGGAAGGACUGCGAGACCAUGUGGACGACCAGUCCAAGCUCCUCGAUAGCCAACGACAGGAGCUGGCCGGCGUCAACGCCCAACUUCUCGAACAAAAGGAGCUGCAAGAACGAGCUCUCGCCAUGCUUGAGCAAGAGCGUGUGGCUACCCUGGAAAGAGAGCUGUGGAAACAUCAAAAAGCCAACGAGGCCUUCCAAAAGGCCUUGCGAGAAAUUGGUGAAAUCGUCACCGCCGUCGCUCGUGGUGACUUGACCAUGAAGGUCCGCAUGAAUACAGUCGAAAUGGAUCCCGAAAUCACAACCUUCAAGCGAACCAUCAAUGCAAUGAUGGAUCAGCUGCAGAUCUUCGCUAGCGAAGUAUCUCGGGUCGCCCGUGAAGUCGGUACUGAGGGUUUACUUGGAGGUCAGGCCCGCAUAGGUGGUGUCGACGGAACAUGGAAGGAACUAACAGAUAAUGGUAUAUUCCUCGUUCUCCUCCUCACCCCCGUUUUACAUCUUUUCCUUUCGGUAAACGUCAUGGCUCAAAACCUCACCGAUCAGGUGCGCGAAAUUGCUUCCGUCACAACAGCCGUCGCACACGGCGACUUGACCAAGAAGAUUGAACGACCAGCCAGAGGUGAAAUUCUUCAACUUCAGCAAACCAUCAAUACCAUGGUGGACCAGCUGCGAACUUUUGCUUCUGAAGUCACCCGAGUCGCCAGAGAUGUGGGAACUGAAGGUAUUCUGGGUGGUCAGGCUGACGUUGGGGGGGUGCAGGGCAUGUGGAAUGACUUGACUGUCAAUGUCAACGCCAUGGCCAACAACUUGACGACUCAAGUGCGAGACAUUAUUAAGGUCACCACAGCUGUCGCGAAGGGAGACCUCACCCAGAAGGUGCAGGCAGACUGCAGAGGGGAAAUCUUUGAACUGAAGUCUACAAUCAACUCCAUGGUUGACCAACUCUCCCAAUUCGCCAGGGAAGUCACCAAAAUUGCUCGGGAAGUCGGUACUGAGGGCCGCCUCGGUGGUCAAGCCACUGUACAUGAUGUUGAAGGAACCUGGAGAGAUUUGACGGAGAAUGUAAAUGGCAUGGCCAUGAACCUGACUACACAAGUGCGAGAGAUUGCAAAGGUCACCACCGCCGUCGCCAAGGGCGAUCUGACCAAGAAAAUUGGCGUCGAAGUCAAGGGAGAAAUCUUGGAACUGAAGAAUACUAUCAACCAGAUGGUGGACCGCCUGGGGACGUUUGCUGUCGAGGUGAGCAAGGUGGCGCGAGAGGUCGGCACGGAUGGCACGCUGGGUGGCCAGGCACAGGUCGCCAAUGUCGAGGGUAAAUGGAAAGACCUCACCGAAAACGUCAACACCAUGGCUUCAAACCUGACCGUUCAGGUGAGAAGCAUCUCUGCCGUCACACAGGCUAUUGCGAACGGUGACAUGAGUCAAACUAUUGACGUGGAAGCCAACGGAGAAAUACAAGUAUUAAAAGAAACCAUCAACAACAUGGUGUCGCGACUGUCGAGUUUCUGUUACGAGGUGCAACGAGUCGCAAAGGAUGUCGGUGUCGAUGGAAAGAUGGGUGCUCAAGCUGACGUAGCUGGCCUGAACGGACGGUGGAAGGAAAUUACCACUGACGUGAACACAAUGGCUAGUAACUUGACGACCCAAGUGCGGGCUUUUUCCGAUAUCACGAAUUUAGCUACGGACGGAGAUUUUACCAAGCUUGUCGACGUGGAGGCGUCUGGUGAAAUGGACGAGCUGAAACGAAAGAUCAACCAAAUGAUUUCAAACCUGCGAGACAGUAUCCAGAGAAACACACAGGCAAGAGAAGCUGCCGAGUUGGCCAACAAAACCAAAUCCGAAUUUUUGGCAAAUAUGUCUCACGAAAUUCGAACGCCGAUGAACGGCAUCAUCGGCAUGACUCAACUGACGCUGGACACCGACUUGACUCAGUACCAACGCGAGAUGCUCAAUAUCGUCAACAACCUUGCCAACAGUCUACUGACGAUUAUCGACGACAUCUUGGAUCUUUCCAAGAUCGAGGCUAGGAGAAUGGUGGUUGAAGAGAUCCCGUAUACGUUGCGAGGAACUGUUUUCAAUGCCCUCAAAACCCUGGCUGUCAAGGCAAAUGAGAAGUUCCUGGACCUCACCUACAAGGUGGACAGUUCCGUUCCUGACCAUGUGAUCGGAGACUCGUUCCGUCUUAGGCAGAUUAUUCUCAACCUUGUGGGCAACGCCAUUAAGUUUACAGAGCAUGGCGAAGUUAGUCUCACCAUCAAAGAGAGGGCAAAUCAGCACGAGGUGGGUAUGGGAGAGUAUGCCAUUGAGUUUGUCGUCGAAGACACUGGUAUCGGCAUAGCCAAGGACAAACUGAACCUCAUUUUCGAUACAUUCCAGCAAGCCGAUGGCUCUAUGACUCGCAAGUUUGGUGGUACAGGACUCGGUCUAUCCAUCUCCAAACGUCUUGUUAAUCUCAUGGGAGGCGAUCUUUGGGUGCUCAGCGAGGCUGGCAAGGGCAGCCAAUUUCAUUUUACGUGCCGAGUCAGGCUUGCCGCUGACGACACUGAAGGCACCCUGAAACAGCUCAAGCCUUAUCGUGGUCACCAGGUCCUGUUUGUGGACAAGGCGCAGUCAAGCUCUGGUGCAGACAUCAAGGACAUGCUGGAGCAAAUUGGCCUGCACCCUGUUGUGGUUGAUUCCGAGAAGAGCUCUGCUCUCACUAGGCUCAAGGCAGGCGGCGCAUUGCCGUACGAUGCCAUACUAGUCGAUUCUAUCGACACAGCGAGAAGACUGAGGGCAGUAGAUGACUUCAAAUACUUGCCGAUCGUCCUCUUGGCACCUGUUGUCCAUGUCAGCCUCAAAUCUUGUCUGGAUCUAGGUAUCACAUCGUACAUGACAACACCAUGCACGUUGGUAGAUCUCGGCAAUGGCAUGGUACCGGCGCUGGAGAACCGAGCAACCCCGUCAUUGGCCGAUAACACCAAGUCACUGGAGAUUUUGCUCGCAGAAGACAACACGGUGAAUCAACGAUUAGCCGUCAAGAUUCUGGAGAAAUACCAUCAUGUGGUUACCGUUGUGGGCAAUGGAUGGGAGGCCGUCGAAGCUGUCAAGGAGAAGAAGUUUGAUGUAAUCCUGAUGGAUGUUCAAAUGCCCAUCAUGGGGGGUUUUGAAGCUACUGGGAAGAUCCGAGACUACGAACGUGGUAUGGGCACACACAGGACUCCAAUCAUCGCCUUGACGGCACACGCGAUGAUGGGUGAUCGUGAGAAGUGUAUCCAAGCUCAAAUGGAUGAGUAUCUGUCUAAACCACUGCAACAAAAUCACCUCAUUCAAACAAUUCUCAAGUGCGCCACGCUAGGCGGACCAUUAUUGGAGAAGAAUAGGGAGAGAGAGCUGGCAAUUCAGGCCGAUGCAAAGUCGAGGAACAGUAAAGCAGGAGAACAAGGGUUACUCCGCCCAGGCCUAGAAAACCGAUCCAUGACCAGCCGAGAACCAGUGACAAGCAAAGAUGGAGAGAGUCCAUCAAUCAUUCCGGCGGAAGAGGACGACCCGUGGGCUCGGCAGCGACGCGACAUUUCUGACAUGCGUAGCAUCUCUGGUUAA